Carcharodon carcharias (great white shark) is the source of this 4989-nucleotide messenger RNA. RefSeq names its product karyopherin (importin) beta 3 (gene ipo5). Gene Ontology annotation, cellular component: cytoplasm; nucleus. Gene Ontology annotation, molecular function: small GTPase binding; nuclear import signal receptor activity. NCBI's taxonomy places the organism in Eukaryota, Metazoa, Chordata, Chondrichthyes, Lamniformes, Lamnidae. Gene Ontology annotation, biological process: protein import into nucleus. Bases 66 to 3347 code for a protein of 1093 amino acids. The record is from RefSeq and is a predicted model, not a curated record. The transcript has 26 exons.
GCCUCUCCCCCCACUCUCCCAUCCCCUCCCCCCUCCCUCUCUCUCUCUCUCACACACUCGGCGCAAUGGCGGAGCAGCAGCAAUUUUAUCUCCUGCUCAGCAACCUCCUGAGCCCUGACAACGCCGUCAGGAAACAGGCCGAGGAAGCCUAUGAGAAUAUUCCUGGCCAUUCGAAGGUCACGUUUCUCUUGCAAGCACUCAGGAAUACAGCAGCUGCAGAAGAGGUUAGACAGAUGGCUGCUGUUUUAAUGCGGCGCAUGCUGUCUGCUUCUUUUGAAGAGGUAUUCCCAAGCCUAACCCCUGAUGUACAAAAUGCAGUCAAAGAUGAGCUGCUUCUGGGUAUCCAGGUGGAGGGGUCGUCGAACAUCAGGAAGAAGACCUGUGACAUUGCAGCAGAGCUCUCUAGAAAUCUGAUUGAUGACGAUGGCAACAACCAGUGGCCGGAAAUUUUGAAAUUUCUCUUUGAAUCCGUCAGCUCCCAGAACGUGGCGUUGCGUGAAGCUGCUUUGCACAUUUUCUGGAAUUUCCCAGGAAUUUUUGGAAACCAACAACAACAUUAUCUUGAUGUUAUCAAGCGAAUGUUGCUUCAAUGCAUGCAAGACCAGGAAAACUCAACGAUUCGAAUGCUUGCUGCCAGGGCUGCAGCAGCAUUUGUGCUGGCUAAUGAGAAUAAUGCUCCUCUUCAAAAGCACUUUGCCGAUAUGCUACCUGGAAUCCUACAGGCUGUCAAUGACUCCUGUUAUCAAAAUGAUGAUUCGGUGCUGAAAUCAUUGGUGGAGCUUGCAGACACAGCACCAAAAUAUUUACGUCCUCAUCUUGAGCCCACCUUAACAUUAAGCCUCAAGCUCUGUGCAGACAGUGGACUGCAAAACAUGCAGCGUCAGCUGGCACUGGAAGUGAUUGUGACUUUGUCUGAGACGGCUUCUGCCAUGCUGAGAAAACACAGCAAUAUUGUAUCACAAGCUAUUCCACAGAUGCUGGCAAUGAUGGUAGAUUUAGAGAAUGAUGAAAACUGGUCAAAUUCGGAUGAACUUGAAGAUGAUGACUUUGACAGCAAUGCUGUUGCUGGUGAAAGUGCUCUGGACAGGAUAGCCUGUGGCCUCGGCGGUAAAGUAGUGCUUCCGCUGAUAAAAGAACACAUCAUGCAGAUGUUACAAAACCCUGACUGGAAAUACAGGCACGCGGGCUUGAUGGCCUUGUCUGCUAUUGGGGAAGGUUGUCAUCAGCAAAUGGAAGGGAUCCUCAAUGAGAUUGUGAAUUUCGUCUUGCUGUUUCUUCAAGAUCCACACCCAAGAGUGAGAUAUGCAGCUUGUAAUGCAAUAGGCCAGAUGGCCACAGACUUUGCUCCAACCUUCCAAAGAAAAUUUCAUGACAAAGUCAUUUCAGCUCUCUUACAAACCAUGGAAGAUCAGGCUAAUCCACGCGUUCAAGCUCAUGCUGCUGCUGCUCUUAUUAAUUUCACUGAAGAUUGCCCCAAAUCGCUGCUGCUCCCAUACCUCGAUAAUCUAGUAAACCACCUGCACGUUAUCAUGGUGGCUAAAUUACAGGAGCUCAUACAGAAAGGGACUAAGCUGGUAUUGGAGCAGGUUGUGACAUCCAUUGCUUCUGUGGCUGAUACUGCAGAGGAGAAAUUUGUCCCAUAUUACGACCUGUUCAUGCCAUCAUUGAAGCAUAUCGUGGAAAACGGAGUACAGAAAGAGCUCCGGCUCCUGAGAGGGAAAACCAUUGAGUGCAUCAGCCUGAUAGGCCUCGCUGUUGGUAAAGAUAAGUUCAUGCAAGACGCCUCGGAUGUGAUGCAGUUGCUUCUAAAAACCCAAACUGAUUCCAGUGAAUUGGAGGAUGAUGACCCACAGAUAUCUUAUAUGAUCUCUGCUUGGGCAAGAAUGUGUAAGAUCCUUGGUAAGGAGUUCCAGCAGUAUCUUCCUGUUGUUAUGGGGCCGCUGAUGAAGACUGCUUCGAUUAAGCCUGAAGUGGCCCUCCUAGACACACAAGAUAUGGAGAACAUGAGUGAGGAUGAUGGCUGGGAAUUCGUAAACCUUGGUGAUCAACAGAGCUUUGGAAUCAAAACCGCAGGGUUAGAGGAGAAAGCAACGGCUUGUCAAAUGUUGGUCUGUUAUGCGAAAGAGCUAAAGGAAGGGUUUGCUGAGUACACUGAGCAAGUGGUGAAACUGAUGGUGCCGCUUCUUAAGUUUUAUUUUCACGACGGUGUUCGUGUUGCUGCAGCUGAAUCAAUGCCUCUGCUACUUGAAUGUGCCCGUGUCCAAGGGCCUGAAUAUGUGACACAAAUGUGGCAUUUUAUGUGUGAUUCCCUCAUCAAAGGAAUUGGUACAGAGCCAGAUUCUGAUGUUCUUUCUGAAAUUAUGCAUUCUUUUGCAAAGUGUAUAGAGUUGAUGGGUGAAGGCUGCUUAAAUAAGGAACAUCUUGAGGAACUAGGAAACAUCAUGAAGGGAAAAUUGGAGGAACACUUCAAAAAUCAAGAAUUGAGACAAGCAAAAAGACAAGAUGAAGACUAUGAUGAACAAGUUGAAGAAAACUUGCAAGACGAAGAUGAUAGCGAUGUUUACAUCUUGACUAAAAUUUCGGACAUCCUGCAUUCAAUGUUCAGCUGUUACAAAGAAAAGGUGCUGCCGUGGUUUGAACAAAUUCUACCACUAAUAGUCAAUCUAAUCUGUCCACACAGGCCAUGGGCAGACAAGCAGUGGGGUUUGUGCAUCUUUGAUGACGUAAUUGAGCAUUGCAGUCCUACGUCCUUUAAAUAUGCAGAGUACUUCCUGAGGCCCAUGUUGCAAUACAUCUGUGACAACAGUCCUGAGGUCAGACAAGCAGCAGCAUAUGGCGUCGGAGUUAUGGCACAGUUUGGUGGAGAGAAUUACAGGCCAUUCUGUACCGAGGCAAUCCCGCUCCUGGUAGGAGUUAUUCAAAUGGAAGGGUCCAAAACCAAAGAAAAUAUUAAUGCAACGGAAAACUGUAUAUCUGCAGUAGGCAAAGUCAUGAAGUGUAGACCAGAAUGUGUAAAUGUCAAUGAGAUUUUACCUCACUGGCUUUCUUGGCUACCACUGCAUGAGGACAAGGAGGAAGCAGUUCACACUUUCAGUUAUUUGUGUGACCUUAUUGAAAGUAACAAUCCAAUUGUUCUUGGGCCUAAUAAUUCCAGCCUCCCCAGAGUGUUUGCUAUCAUUGCUGAUGGUCUCACUAGUGAAGCUAUAAAGAAUGAAGAUGCCUGUAGUAAACGGCUGGCAAAUGUAAUUCGACAAGUACAGGGUUCAGGAGGGCUGUGGACCGAGUGCAUGACAUCGCUUAAUGAAGCCCAGCAGGCAGCAAUACAAAAUCUGUUGAACACUGCUUGAAUGGCCUUAAAUAUUAACAUGCAAAAAAAAAAAAAUCAUUCAUGAUUUGUCCUUUUUCUCCCUCUUCUGUGAGAGAACUGUUGUGUGGGUCACUUAUGCAGACCGCAGUGAGUACCAGGAAGCUCUGUGGUUCAGUACGUUCUGUAUUAAGACUGCUGCAAAUUACAGAGGAAUAUCUUCAUAAUCGCUCCCCCCCCCCCACCCCCAUCUUACAGCACUGAUAGUUAUUUUUCUACUUGUAUCACCAGAACAUGGCACAAAUGCAGUCAGUUUAAACAAACAAAAACCUUUCAUAUCGACCAUAACUAUUUUGAAACAAGUUGCUCUAGUGUUGGUAUGCAUUAAACUGGUAAGAUAUUUCUAUACAUCUAGUAUUGUACCUCUAAAUAGUGUGGAAAUUGUUUUCUUUUUCAAGGUAGGCAAUAGAUUCUCCUGCCGGUUAAACCCGCAGCAUGCAAGAUCUCUCAUUUGUGCUAUUGUUUUUGAUAAUGCUGCCCUCUUUCCUUUUUUUUCGAGCACUGAAUGAUGUCCUGCAGACGAUUCUGAAAUGUGAAUUUCUUUAGUGUGUUCAGCAGCACACCCCAGUCCAAUAAAAAUGAUAAAAUGCAAUGGCAAAUCGAUGUGAAGUGCGCCUUUAUUAACUCAAACGCAGCUUUCGUUUGAUGCCCCUUCACCUAUGAACAGACAAAUCUGCUGAUGAAUUUACAUGGUGACUUGAUGUUUUAGCUGCUGGAGGAUACCACUUCCCUAUAACGACAGUCUUCAGGCAGUGCUAAUUUGACUCCAGCAGUGAGUGAGGGUAGCAAGAUUGAGCUAUUUCUAAAGACAAAUUGGUAAUUGUACCUUGCUUUAUUAUGCAACUUCAAACUUGCAAUAAUAAAAGUAGCAUUAUUAAAUUGUCUGGUGUCACAGCUUUAUAUACAUUCAAAAGGCACAUGGUUUACAUUUCAACCAUUGCUUUAAAUGAUUUUCGUUCAUAUUUCAGUACAUUGCCGCUUCCAUCCUGAUGUAUGUUUUAUAGGAAACAUACCCUGGAAACUAUGAAACGGUGACAUUUCUGCUCUUUGGAGUAGUUUGAAAAGUUUUGUUGAGAUGUGCAAACUUUAGAGCAGGGAUUGCAUGGCACUGUGACACUAACAGCUAGGAGCCAGAGAACAGCACUACACUUAGUGCAUGGGUGUAAAGCAGUUUUAAUUUUUUUUAUUAAACAUUUAGGACAAAUGAAGAGAUGUUCCACAAAAACUGGCUGACUUAAUUUCCCUUACAUUUAAAUAACUUGAAAGUAGAAGUAAAUUUAGCAAAGGAAUCAAAGUAAUAUUUGAAACAACCUGGAACUUUAAAGAGUAAUGGUGGACCUCUAAUUCCACUAAUAGCUGCUCUGGCAGUAUUAAAAAUAUUUAUAGUUAAUUUUCUUAGACCUCAUUUUUUUUCACAUUGCUAAAUUUUGAUUUUACUAACUUCUGUAGAAAGCAACUCUCAAUGUAAUUGCAAUUUCAGAAUAAACAAUGCAAACACGCCUUGUUCUGGUAAUGUCUUUUUGUAGUUUACAUUUUGUUCUUGGGCUUGUCAGUGUUUGCCAAAUAAAUAAACAUUUUAGACUUGCUGUUUUUAAAAUCUGGAAAUAAAUGAAAAGAAUGCUGUC